AUGGCCAGCAGUCCUCUGCCGGCCCCCACCGACCUGCUCCUGGCCGCCCCGGCCAGCGCCUUCCCGCCGGAGCCGCUGAGCCAGGCGCCGCCCGCCGCCCGCGGGGCGCCCGCCGCCCCCGCGGGCGCCAUGAAGCCUAACCAGGUGGGCCAAGUGAUCCUGUACGGCAUUCCCAUCGUCUCGCUGGUGAUCGAUGGGCAGGAGCGCCUGUGCCUGGCUCAGAUCUCCAACACGCUGCUCAAGAACUUCAGCUACAACGAGAUCCACAACCGUCGGGUGGCGCUGGGCAUCACCUGCGUGCAGUGCACGCCGGUGCAGCUGGAGAUCCUGCGCCGGGCCGGCGCCAUGCCCAUCUCGUCGCGGCGCUGCGGCAUGAUCACCAAGCGCGAGGCCGAGCGGCUCUGCAAGCGCGGGGCCGGGGGCCUCUGCAAGUCCUUCCUGGGCGAGAACCGGCCGCCGAAGCUGCCGGACAACUUCGCCUUCGACGUGUCGCACGAGUGCGCCUGGGGCUGCCGGGGCAGCUUCAUCCCGGCGCGCUACAACAGCUCGCGCGCCAAGUGCAUCAAGUGCGCCUACUGCAGCCUCUACUUCUCGCCCAACAAGUUCAUCUUCCACUCGCACCGCACGCCCGACGCCAAGUACCUGCAGCCCGACGCCGCCAACUUCAACUCCUGGCGCCGCCACCUCAAGCUGACCGACAAGGCCCCGCAGGACGAGCUGGUCUUCGCCUGGGAGGACGUCAAGGCCAUGUUCAACGGCGGCAGCCGCAAGCGCGCGCUCCCCCUUUCUAAAGUGGAAGCUGGACACUUGGAGAACUACAACCACAUGUGGAUUUUGGACCUAUGUUAA
Messenger RNA from Python bivittatus (Burmese python), 849 nucleotides. The record is from RefSeq and is a predicted model, not a curated record. Lineage: Eukaryota; Metazoa; Chordata; Lepidosauria; Squamata; Pythonidae.